Cercopithifilaria johnstoni is the source of this 1248-nucleotide messenger RNA. Lineage: Eukaryota; Metazoa; Nematoda; Chromadorea; Rhabditida; Onchocercidae. The record is from the annotation of a GenBank genome assembly.
AUGGUUCUACGGCCGUUAGAAUUUGCGGAUUGCCUGUCAGAUAGUCCAUGGUUUCGCCAAAAUUUGCGGGAACAUGAAAAUGUUUUGGAAGAUGCCCAUAAAAAUAUCAAAAAUAUCGAAAUACAAUGCCGCGAACUUAUUCAUUGCACGAGGAAACUUUCCGUGGCUCAAAGAGCAUUUGCAAAGUCGUUGAAAGAAUUUAAAUUUGUCACAAUUGGUAGUACUCAGACAGACGAUGAACGAAAAAUAGCUGAGUGUAUGAGUAAAUUUGGCGAUUUUGUAAGUCAAAUUGAAGAUCAUCGCGAAAAAAUUAUUGAAGAUUCGGAGAUUCAUUUUAUCGAGCCUCUACGUAAAUUUCGAGUGGAAGGAAUUGGCAGAGUAUUACAUGAUGACAAAAAGAGGUACGAAAAGGAAUCCAACAAGUUUUAUGCAUCGCUCGAAAAACAUUUACACUUAUCGACCGCGCGAAAAAAUGAUUUCAAAGAAGCGGAUGCUCAAUUGGACAUGCAACAAAGGAAUUUCUGCAGUUGUUCGCUGGACUAUGUAACAGCAAUACAGGCGGUUCAGGAAAGAAUGAAAUUUGAAUUUGUGGAGACGUUAUGUUCGUUCGUAUAUAGCUGGCUCACUUUUUACCAUGUUGGUCACGUAACGCAUGAAGACUUCAAACCAUUUCUAAGUGAAGUGCAAUCGAAAGUUCAAAAGGCGAAACAAAGCUUUGAAGAAACAAAAGAAUAUUAUGUGCAGCUCAAAGACAAAAUGCUGAUAAAUCAUUUGAAAAAUGCAGUAUUUCAAACAAACGAAAGUGAUAAUUUCAGUGAAAAUCCUCGAACCGUUUCUAGUAUUAAACAAGGCUAUAUUUUUGUUCACGAGAAAAGUAGAAUUCCAAAAACAAUCGGUAGGGAUGUUUUGUCAAAUCGAUGGACUAUGUAUUAUUGUGUAUAUCAAAAAGAAACGCGAAUAUUUACAAUGAUUCCAGUAAAUAAUACGGCAAGAAUGGAUAUGAAAGGUGCACUUGGACAAUCCGUUUCUUUUAAAUUGAGAACAUGCACUCGAAGGGCUUCAGACAGUAUUGACAAAAGAUUUUGCUUUGACAUCUUAGCAAUGGAUCGUACUGAGCAAAUGACGUUACAAGCACUAUCCGAAGAAGAUCGCCGACAAUGGCUUGAUGCUAUGGACGGAAGAGAGCCCGUAUACUCACCCGGAGCAGGACCGACAUCAAAUUGUCUUGGAAGUAAGCGCUUUUUAUAG